AUGCUUGUCAACGUGCUGGCAUCUAUUGGAUACAUGUGUGUAAUAAGUGGUAGAUACAAGAACGAUCAAAUUAUAACUAGGGUGCACCAAACGUGUGAGGACCUACUUAUAUACUGCACUUUCAACCGAAGCCCUAAGAAUUGUAACGAGAUGUUCAACCUUAUCAAGACAUACGAUGGCCAUUGCUGUACCUUCAACUAUGCGGCUCUUAACGAAGGCAACCUUGAUGACAUAACUGAUGAUGAAGACGUAGAAUAUUACGUGGACCCAAGUGGAAUAGACUUGAAGACCAGCGGUAUUGUCGUCACGUCGGAAUCUGGCAGGGGAUCGGGGUUAAGCGUAGUGUUCAACGUCGAACCUAAUGAUUACCCAAAGUGGUCUUUGACUCCUUACCAUGGCGCUAAAAUUUUAAUCACAGAUCCAACCGACUACCCUGAGAUAACCGUGCUAUACAAAUACGUUAUAAUCGGCGAAACGCUAGACAUUAAGGUGGAGCCGAAGAUAUUCCAGAGCGAUGACGACAUCCGUCGCAUGCCAGUGGAGAAACGAGCCUGCAUGUUCCAUGAGGAGGCAGCCUUAGUGCAUACAUACAGAUAUAGUACUGAGACGUGCAAGACUGAAUGCAAGAUGCGGAACUAUGCUGAUCAUUGCGGAUGCAUCCCUUACAAGUAUCCUAACGAUAAAGCGUCACGUGUCUGCGAUUUCGAGGACCUUCAGUGUCUUAAUAAUUUAAGAGCUGCUAAAACUGGAGAAGAGAAGACGUGCGAUCCGGUCUGCUACAUAGAGUGUCGAGACAAAAAAUACAGUAUAACCAGUGACGUCAUGCCCCUUCUAGCUGACUUCUACCCUCCCAAUGUGACAAAAGGCCGCAAUAUCAGCGAGCUGUCUUCUUUGCGAGUGUACUUCGCGAAGUCCACCUGUACGUGCUACGAUAGGAUGCUUUUGAUUGACUUCAACUAUUUUGUAGCGACGUAUGGGGGCGUGUUUUCCUUGAGUUUCGGAGCAUCAAUAAUUACGUUGUUUGAGUUGAUGUAUCUACUGUUAUCGAUUGUAUUCAAAACUCUAUUAAGAUCUUUGUAUAAGGAAAAUAAAUUUAAUUCUGUAACCAACAUGUUACACCAUACUGUUUUGGCUUUUAAACGGUUCUCGAAGUACUGCACACUUCAUGGCUUCUACUACUACUACAGUAGUUCCUCCUGGUGGGUCCACAUCAUCUGGAGCAUCAUCAUAGGUUCCAGCGUCACUCUGUGUGUUUAUCUGAGCCAUAUGAUAUGGGGAAAGUUUGUGGAUAACCCGACGUUUACUGUGGUAGAAUCCACCCACUACCCAAUCGACCGCAUUUCAUUCCCAGCUGUCACAGUCUGCGACACAGAGAUAAUUUACGGGCCCAACACGAGCAAUAUAACGCGAAUAUUGCGGCACAAGAGUGAAUUAGAAAAAUACUGGUACUGA
Bicyclus anynana (squinting bush brown) is the source of this 1452-nucleotide messenger RNA. RefSeq names its product sodium channel protein Nach. Bases 1 to 1452 code for a protein of 483 amino acids. Gene Ontology annotation, cellular component: membrane. The record is from RefSeq and is a predicted model, not a curated record. Gene Ontology annotation, biological process: sodium ion transmembrane transport. The transcript is spliced from 12 exons. Gene Ontology annotation, molecular function: ligand-gated sodium channel activity. NCBI's taxonomy places the organism in Eukaryota, Metazoa, Arthropoda, Insecta, Lepidoptera, Nymphalidae.